Messenger RNA from Triticum dicoccoides, 2520 nucleotides. RefSeq lists its product as uncharacterized. The record is from RefSeq and is a predicted model, not a curated record. The transcript is spliced from 2 exons. Lineage: Eukaryota; Viridiplantae; Streptophyta; Magnoliopsida; Poales; Poaceae. Bases 951 to 2186 code for a protein of 411 amino acids.
UGCUUUUAUUUCUCCUGGAAGCAGAGACGGCGCCGCCGCUCGCCUGCGACGCCCUCCGCCGCCUCCGCUCGCCGCAGGUCUCCCCGCUGCCGCCGAUCAUCUCCAGCAAGGUAUCCAGCCACCUCGGCCCCUUGCCGCGCCGUUGGGAGCGCCGCCGCCGAUGGUUCAGUGACUUCAAUCGGUCCCCGUGGGCUCCAGCGCCAGCGGCGGCGCCGCCGCGACUGCUCUCCUUCCCGAGGUGGAUUCACUCCCUUUGAGGUCGUCAUUGUUAGGUUGAUUGAAGGAGGGACCAAGGAGCAGUGGCCGCGGCUGUGUGUGAAGCUGCGUGUGUUUCGGUUUGCUGUGGUUAGCGUCUGGGCCGUGGGUUGUGCUUAACAAAGUGGUUUCUGCUUGUUGGAGACAAAGGGUGUUUCCCUUUGUUUAAUCAGGUGGCUUGGUUUUCUCCAGGCCAGGGGUAUAGGGUUUAGGGUUCACUGUGAGUGUGCUUGUGCUUGUGGACAUGGAUAAAAUGGAAGGGGAGAGGACAAGCCGACUAGCCAGAGCUGAGUCUAAAUCAAAGACAUCUUCACCUACUAGUGCAACUGCCUUUUCAGCCACCGCCUCUCGUCGGCGCCCUACUCUCCCGAGUCUGCGGGCUGACGUGGACUACUCCAAAUACAAUCGGAAGAAGAUGAAGGAGCUCAGGCUUGUCUCGGAGAAAGAGUGGUUCCCGCCUCAAAGACAUGAGCGUCACUUGACAAGCAGCUGGUUCUGGACAGUUGUGCAGAAGGACCUCUACCUUACUCUCAAGUCACAGGUCAGCGACAUGAAGUGGAUCGACUGGCCAUCAGUCAACCGGAGUGCUGGCACAAAUGUUGAUGUUCGUGGAUACUUUGCAGCUACUCCGGGGCUUGACAGGCUGUUAGAGAGGCAGGACCUCAGCUGGGCUGACUCGUACAUUCGUCAAUUCUAUGCCACACUAUGGAUUCACCCAGACCGAUCAAGGAUCAAGUUCAUGUUUGGGAACCAACAGCGUGAGUUGUCCAGGGACGAUUUCUUCGGGUGUCUUGGCCUGUCUUGCUGUGGUGCCCAAGUGCACACCUUGGCAUACCCCAAUGGGAACAGGGAUGAAGUUCACCUUGCCACCUGCACAGGACAUUCACCACCUAUACGUCAACCCUGAUGCCGCGAUGGAGUUCUGGAAGGAUCACAAUCAGUUGAACCAUGAAACAGCGGUUGUACACACAGUCAUGAGGAUGUCGAUCCGUCCUAGAGUUGGAGGCCUUGAGUCCCUAACUACAGUUGAGAUUUGGCUUCUGCACUUGUUGAGGUCAGCACAGCCUGUAGACAUAGUAGAUUUGAUGAUUGGAGAGAUGCAGGACACCAUUCUGACAAUCAGACGUCGUCUGCCCUACGCCCCGUAUCUCAUUCGCUUGUUUGACAAGAAAGGUUGGCUUGAGGAUGGCAUGAAAAAGGCUUUGGAUCAGCACCUCAAGCCAUACAAAGCUCCAAGGCCCGAUGACAAGAGGAGGCUCAAGAAUAGGGCACUUCAGCAUGACAAGUCGUACAAGGCUCCGAAGCCUGAUGACAAGAGGAGGCUUGUGACCAGGUCACUUCCAGCCCACAUGGAAGUUGUAUUUGAUGAUGAUGGGCAUGUAGUGUUGGAUCAUGCACUUGUCCCGAGCAUACAGGAGCAAGCUCUUUGGGACACCACUAAUGGGGAAGCUGACACAGAUCAUGGCCAACAUAUGGCGCCACCCCCAGUUCCUGAUGAGUUCAGAUUUGGCCAGCUGGGAGCUCACUACGUAGAGGCAGGAGGCUUGGCUGGUCAUACCUAUGACGUUCCUCCCAUGCUGCAGAGACAGAUUGAUCGCCAGACGGCUAUCCUUGAGCAGAUGCAGAGACAGAUUGAUCACCAGACGGCUAUCCUUGAGCAGAUGCAGGGACAGAGACAGAUUGAUCCCCAGACGGCUAUCCUUGAGCAGAUGCAGAGACAGAUUGAUCGCCAGACGGCUAUCCUUGAGCAGAUGCAGAGACAGAGACAGAUUGAUCCCCAGACGGCUAUCCUUGAGCAGAUGCAGAGACAGAUGCAGGAUAUCCGCAACCUGGCUGUGGUUUCUAUUGGUCAGAGUAUUCGCCGUGACGCUCGCCACAGUGAUAUUCUGGCUCUUCUCGAUGAGAGUUUUAGUGCUUCCUGUGGACUCUAGGCGGCCUCCUGUCCCACCGGUUUGACGCAACAGACUCUACUUCUCAGUGUCUAGUUUUGUGGUAUGAUGAGCUGCUGCCUACUUCUGCUAGAUCGGAGUGUCCUCAGGUUCUCUCACCUUCAGGCUUAAGCCCAGCAGCCACUCGACAGAACCGAGACAUAAGCUGGCUAUUGUCGAUUAACUUCGUUGGUGGGUUUCCCUGUGUGUGUUUGAUCUAGAAACGGGAGAGAUUUGACUUAUAUUAUCCUUUUGUGCGUGGAGUCGUCUUUUGGGUGGUACUGUAAGUGUAAGAUACCUAUAUGUUGCAUGCCUAAAUACUUCUGCCUGCUCCUUA